This is a messenger RNA of Spirodela intermedia, 4564 nucleotides long. The record is from the annotation of a GenBank genome assembly. Lineage: Eukaryota; Viridiplantae; Streptophyta; Magnoliopsida; Alismatales; Araceae.
AUGGUUAUAUAAACAUAGUAGUUUCCUUAUUUGAAAUUAUUUGGACUAGCCGAUCUAUGAAUAUUCUUUUUUGUUGCCUAUCACGUCAGCAUCUACAGUGAUCCAAGUGUUGAUAGUCCUCAUGAAUUCUCUAUUUUCCCUGUGAAUAUUUUUUGAACUUCUCUUCAACACGCCGAAAAUCCUUCUUAGUUGUGGUAAAAUUUGCAUGAAAUUUAAUCGAUACUGUUGAAUUUUUUUCAGCCAAUUCUGUGGAGAUCCAUUGAAGGUUGCAAGUUUAGAUUGUUGAACAAUGUGAGAGGUAGUUAAUUAUGCCCUAUCUGAGUAUUAUAAAUUCCCAUGAACCGCUGAAUAAGGACUUUUUUAAUCUCUGGAGGCAUAUAUCUUUGUCUAAGCAGCUGCAUAUCCAUCCAUUUUUAACAGGAUCAGCAAGGCGUUAUCAAUCUGUUCCUGUCGAUGUGAAUGCAAAGUUACUCAAAAGAAAGUUUAUUGCCUUUACAACUUCCGGGAGUCAAUCACCAUAUGAUGAUCUGACUGACGAUGUCAACGGCAUUGGUGACAUGGAUGACAUUGAUGACAUGAAUGAUAUUGAUGACGUGAACGCCAUCAAUGACAAUGACUUGUUAAAGGGAAACUCACAUAUCAGCUCGGUUCAGAGUGAAAGAGAACCAGGAUUGACAUCAUUGUCUGGCACUCCUUAUGAAGCAGGGGAGAAUAUCCAAGUUUCUGGCUCUGGCGGUGAAUCAUCCAAUAUCUUUUGGUUUAUUGGUCCCACCGUGCUGGUAGCCUCCUUGGUUUUCCCAUCAUUUUACUUGCGCAGAAUACUGUUAACCAUAUUUGAGGAUUCCCUUUUCACAGGUACCCAUCUUUUACUUAUUUAGGAAUUGAAUUUUCUUCAUUUGCUGAAACUUCAAUUUUUCUAACUAAACUUAGUGGGCUAGUAAUUUUUCUCUCUUUUUAUUUAACCCGAAUCGUAUACAUGACCUCUUUAAAAAAGAGUCUUACUCAUGGUAAGGUAAAAUGAAAUUACUAAUCCAAAAAACGGAGAAAGUUCUGACCACUCUUUUAGUGGUAAGCAGUUUAUUCUCUGCAACGUUAAAGUAUCAGUGGUUCUAGUCUUUUUGAGUCAGCUGGUUAGUAAGUGAGUGUUCUUUUGAGGGGAGGUUUGAUCGAGUGUUGGGUUGAGUUCUCUGAGGUCUCUUUUAGGGAAGUGGUUUAUGGAAGGCUUGCUUGGGUGAGUGAGUGGGAGAGUGAGUGCAAGUGGACAAUUAAAAUACAUUGGCUAUGUUUGUUCUUAUGAAUCCAGUACAGUAUCGGUACAACUAAUGUUUAAUAAAUACAGUUUCUGUUAUUUGAGAAAUAUUUUUUCACUUAUUUACCCAGCAUUUAAGCUUUCCGACAGCUUGAGACAUCGUUGUUCUGAUCACAUUUAGAGAAGUAUAAUUUAUUCCAAUUAUUUCUUUUAUCAAUAAUCUAAUCUAAUGUCAUUGACCCGGGCAGUAUUUUGAUUCAUCCAACCAUAAUUUGAUCCAAGUCCUUUAAGAGUAGGCUGGUGUUAACAUCCCUAAAUCAGAAGUUACUUUAUAAUAUAGUAUUGGAACUAGGAAGCUUUUAGCUAAUACAAAGUUACAGGUCAAGCCGUCUCUUAUGCCUAAAGACUUCCUCCUAGGAGCUUUCCUAUCAUAGUUUCUGCGUUUUACAUGUAGGCAUUGAUAAAGUUCCGUGGAGUUCAUAAUUGCAUAAAAGGAGUAAAAGUAGUGGCUGCGGUGCGAAAUCCAUCAUUGGCUAAACAAUCCAUUAUGCCAUUUUGGGUAACCUAAAUUAAAGUUAUUUUUUGAUAACAUUUUAGGAAGUAAAUCAGAUUAAAGUAGUUCUUUAUUUUUUUCCCCUGGGCUGAAAUAACCUAUGCCGUGGAGUUCUGUCAAUGCAUGAUUUGUCUGCUUAUCAUUUCUUUUUUGGUCUGGAAGGAUCACUAAUCGCACUAGGAACAUAGUCUAUUGCUCUUUGCAAACCUUGAGUCACAAGGGUGGCUUCUUGUCGUUUUCUGAUGUAAAAUCAAUGUGUCCUUAUGCAAAGAGCUUGCUUUGCAAAGGGGUUUGAAAAAAAAAAUCUCGUUUACUGUGCAGAAACAUUAUUAAUAAGUAUUGGAUGGUGUUGCUAUAGUUGAACAGGACGUAUCAACUUAUACAGUAAUGUAUAAUUUCUCCUUCGUUUUUCUAAUAUAUGGUGUUAGGAUUAUUGUUGGUAAUAACUGUCGGACUAUUAAUGCCUGCAGAAAGAUAUGUGAUAUCUGUAUCCAAUUUUUAUUGAAAACCUUUGGUUGUAGUUUUUAUAGCUAAUCAAUUUUGGCCAACUCAUUCCAAUUUCUUGUUUUCUAGCCAUUUAGAUCAACAUUUCUGUCAGGCGAAUAUUCUUCCUGAAUAAUGAAGUGUGACAUGGAAAAAAUCAGAUAGAGCUUUGAGGCUAUUCCUCUUGAAUGCUCCUCUUAAAAUAAUGAAGUGACUGAUAUUGAAUUGCCAUACUCAAGAAAAGCAGUGAGGGAGAUCAAUGGCCUAGACCUCUUUGGGCAGACUCACCACAAACUCUCUUAAUGACCGAUGCAACUCAAAUCGCACCUUAUGAACUGGAAUUUGUUUCUAGUUGUCUUUUCCAUGAAUGUCCAAUGGUAAACCAUAGGAUAUAUGUUAUGUUCCCUAGUUAUUGAUGAAUAAUUAUCUUGUUCCUUCCUCUAGUACAGCCCAUGAUUAGUCAAUUAACCCACAGUAUGAAAGACCCAAUUUUAUUCGUCUCUGAAAACUCAAGCUGCCAGAAGGCAUGGGUCCUCCAGUAUAUUUGGUUUCCAAAUUCACCACAUUCUGCUGAACCUAUUGUAUUGGAAUUGGUCAGCUGCAAAUUCUCCUUUUCUUAAUAGCUAACGGUCAAGUGUUUCUACGCCCGUAUUUUCUUGCUUAUAAGUCGUUGCUAGUUUUGCUGCUUGAUCAUCCUUUCUUUCUCUCUCGAUCUCAUUUCCUUUGCCUACUAAUUUCUGAUUCAUUAUGUACUUUUUUGUAUGCCUUUUCACCUCUCAAUUGGCUGUUCUAGGCUAGCAUUUAUUUUUGCUGGUUUCAUCAAGAUUUCAGCUGCAUUCAGUCAUAUUCCACACAUACCUUCCAUUUUCUUAUGUUUUAGGGACUAGCAAUUGGUUAGUAUAUAUAACUACAUUAUUGCUCUGUAUUUAACUGAAUCAUGUGUUCUAGAAAUUUUUCAUGGUUUUAAGGAAUAAAUCAACUGCUGUACUAAACUCUGUCUUUGCACUCAGAUUUCCUCAUAUUAUUCUUCACCGAAGCUCUCUUCUAUGGUGGGGUCGCAAUGUAUGUUUUACUAAUAGAUCAUGUAAAUCGAAACCAAGAUCCAGCGACUCCUAACACUUAUGGUCAGAUAAAGACCAACUUUGGACUUCGUAUCCUGUCUGUCGCCACAUUGGUUCUCAGCCUUAUAAUACCUCUUGUGACGAUGGGCAUGGUUUGGCCCUGGACUGGACCGGCUGCUUCUGCCACACUUGCGCCAUACCUGGUUGGGCUCGUUGUGCAAUUUGCGUUUGAACAGUAUGCACGUUAUAGGAGGUCGACUGCAUCUGCUAUAAUUCCUGUUGUCUUUCAGGUGGGUAAAUCGACAUUAUUUGAUAAUAAUACUGUUCUAUUCAUGAAAAAUACUUAUAAAUGGAAAGUUUAGUGUUUUAAGGGCAAUCUUUGGGUCCAGAUUGUCGUUCUUAUCUGAUGCUUGGUCCGGAUUGUUAUAAUAUAUUCUCAAUCGGACGCUCAUCCACAAACCACAAGAGGGUUUUUUUCUGAGAGUGAGUCAUAGGUGUAUUGGGAAGCAACCGCCAUCACCAUGGGAGCUUACCACAUUACCACAAGUCCUGGAAAAUUCUUAGCUUAUCAUACUGCCAAAUGCCUAUGAUUCUUAAUGGGUACCAGAACUUUCCGAAAAGAGAAGAGAAAUUUGCUGGGUUGUGAAAUUUCAUUGGCAUCAUUUAUUUCAGCAGGUCUCCAGGAGACUGCCAAGGGGCCAACGCAGGCACCAAUCCCUUUGAGUAAAUCUCUUGCAGGCUUCCUUUCCGUUUAUGCUUUCUACCAAGUAUGGCCCAGAAGAAAGAAAAAAAACCUGACCUUUAGGGAAAACCUCUGCGAUCAGAACAGUGUUCAAGACAAUCUUUUUCAUUCCGAUUUGGUGAUGCAGAUGGGCCGCAUUGGAGAUUAUUAUCGAUUUAAUUAUGCCCACGUGGGUCAAUAUUUCCUGAGAAUUCUAUUUUUUUUGCUGAAAAUGUAGGAAGCUCCUCAUUCUGUGAGCUCUUAAUGGCUUCCUGCAGGUUUAUAGGCUGCACCAACUGAACAGAGCCACCCAGCUGGUGACAGCACUGUCCUUCUCAGUGAGAGGAGUGGAGACGACAGCUCAGACUGUGGCGAUAAACAACUCCCUGGGCACUCUAUUGAAUGUCCUCCAGCUCCUCGGAGUCAUCUGCAUCUGGUCCCUCUCAAGCUUCUUGAUGAGAUUCCUUCCUGCCUCCACAACCGUUCCUGAGCCCUGA